AUGCAUAACGGCCAGUUGCACGCAGACCAGUGUAGCCAUACUCAUUACUUCAUUUGUAAAAGAGCUCUCACAGACACUAAUGUGGGUUCAACUCCGCCUAGUCCAAUCUGGCCAACAUCAGCUACUUCGAACCCGAGCGACGCAGAUAGUGGCACAAGUUCAUCACCCAACUCACUGAUGGCAACUUCAACAAGCUUGGCAAGCACCGUUCCCAAUCGCAGCCCGUCGACAACGCCUUCAGUGUCGUCAACUGAGCUACGCUGGACAUCUACUAGCUACCCAUCCACAAAUCCCCAGCAAAGCCAAGUGACAACCGGCAUCCCGUCUGCAACUUCUUCACUGGUGUCCACUAAGGAGACACCAAAUCCGUACUCAACUGCAUCCACGGCUAGCUCAACAUCAAGCCCAAUCAGCCCAUCAAAAGAACCUCUGACAACCACCGCGACCACCCCUAACCCGUCAAGAUCCACUACCCCUGUCAACACCAUCGACACAAGUCCAUCUUCGACUACAACAAGAAGCUCAUCAACCAUCUCACCCACAUCUCAGCAAUCAAGCACUGGAGCUAUUCCUAUCACCUCCGAAUUACCUUCGCCUGCAACUACCGAUGAGGUUGGGCUUACCGUGUCAUCUACACCCCAGACAAGCUACGGUCCCACACUUAUCAAGACCACACCAAGAUCUACUACUGGUAUAGCUUCAACUCUAACCAACCAGUGGACAUCUAGCCCAGCAGACGAGAAGACAUCAUCAGCUACUCAACAUAUCUCGACAUCUUUACCCCCUUCUACUGAGACACUCAUUGAGAGUACCACUGCAUCUACUACAGUACCCAAGCUACCCUGGACAUCUACUAGCUACCUAUCCACAAAUCCCCAGCAAAGCCAAGUGACAACCAGCAUCCUGUUUGCAACUUCUCCACUGGUGUCUACUAAGGAGACAACAAAUCCGUACUCAACUGCAUCCACGGCUAGCUCAACAUCAAGCCCAAUCAGCCCAUCAAAAGAACCUCUGACAACCACCGCGACCACCCCUAACCCGUCAAGAUCCACUACCCCUGUCAACACCAUCGACACAAGUCCAUCUUCGACUACAACAAGAAGCUCAUCAACCAUCUCACCCACAUCACAGCAAUCAAGCACUGGAGCCAUCCCUAUCACCUCCGAAUUACCUUCGCCUGCAACUACCGAUGAGGUUGGGCCUACCGUGUCAUCUACACCCCAGACAAGCUAUUGGCCCACACUUAUCAAGACCACACCAAGAUCUACUACUGGUAUAGCUUCAACUCUAACCAACCAGUGGACAUCUAGCCCAGCCGACGAGAAGACAUCAUCAGCUACUCAACAUAUCUCGACAUCUUUACCCCCUUCUACUGAGACACUCAUUGAGAGUACCACUGCAUCUACUACAGUACCCAAGAGGAACGACCACAAAGCACUGCGGGAAGCCAACAGGAAGAUCGACAGGCGAUCCAGGGAGCUAAUCGGGAAGUGUAGCAACGAGAAUUCCAUAGAAACGAUGGGGAAUCUGUCCCAGUCUGAGUCGCUCGACUGCUCUGUUUGUGCCACAAAUGUCACAGGGACACCAAGUACAAACGAGCGUCGGGCCAGCUUUGGCCUUCCAGGAGCUGCGCUGUCGCUACCCUGCCGUGCCUUGGCAGGCAAAACAGCUGCCUUGGCAGUGGUGCUUGCAACCAAGCUAACCGAUAUGUCAUCGGCCCCACCAAUCACCAACGACACGGGGCUAGAUACCAGCCGGGCCGAUGAUAUCAUCCAAGUCACAGAUGCCGUGUCCAUCUCCCUUGCUGCAAGAGACACUGACAUGGGAUCAUUCGACUUUCACGACAAUCCGAUCGAGUUGGAACUUCUGCACAAUCAGGUCGUCCCUGAAAACGCCACAAGGGCUUGUGUAUUUUGGAAGAUUCUGGACGACGAGACCUUUGCGGGGGUGUGGUCCGGUGAGGGAUGCAGUGUGACCAAUGAGGGCGCCAAUUUAACCAAUUCAACCACGUGCUCAUGUGAUCACCUGACCAACUUCGCCGUACUCAUGCAGCUGGAUCCUAAUGCGGUCCCUAUACCUAAGGCCGACGAGAAAGCCUUGACUAUUCUAUCCAUCCUCGGAGGCUCUCUCUCCAUCCUGUGCUUGACCCUAAUGCUGGUCAUCUACGCACUCUUGGGGAUGUACAAGACUGAACGUGGAAUGGUCCAUACCAACCUGUGCGUCGCCUUGCUGAUAUCACAGCUCGUAUUUCUGACGGGAAUCGACGCUGUGUCAAACGCAACAGGCUGCAGGGUUGCCGCAGUCCUGCUGCACUAUUUCCUGCUGGCUUCGUUCAGCUGGAUGUUGGUAGAGGGCGCCCUGCUCUUUGCCAGUGCCAAGUUUGUGUUUCACCGGCAGGUUCGUCCCUGGAAGCUCAUGCUCCCCGGCUGGGGCGUGCCAGCCGUUGUAGUCGCAAUCACUUUCGCUGCAGCUGCAAAGGAUUAUGGGUCAAAAGAAAAAUGCUGGCUAAUGGGGAACACCACCUGGGCAUUUAUUGCCCCAGUCAUCUUCGUUGUCGCGGUCAACCUGAUCUCUUUGAUCUUCGUGUUGGAGUCGCUGGUGAAACUGAAAGUUGUGAAAAGUAGGACAGAAUUCGACAAAAUAAGGGUUGUAGUGAGGGCGCUGUUGAUCGUUCAGCCACUCAUGGGAUACACCUGGCUGUUUGGACUCGGGGUCAAUGCAGCCGAUGGCGUCAACCUCAUCUUCUACUAUCUCUUCGUCAUUCUGAACUCAUCACAGGGCGUGCUCGUCUUUUUCUUAUACUGUCUGAACACGGAAGAGGUGAGUUCUUAUCAAUACACCAUUAACAUAAGUAAGAUCUAAAUCGGUAACCAAUUUACCAAUUGUCAGCAUCAUGAGGUCAUCAGUUGCUCUUUAGAAAGGCUCUGCGUUCACGUAGUCCAACAAAUGUCAUAUUGAAUCCUGACUC
Patiria miniata (bat star) is the source of this 2968-nucleotide messenger RNA. RefSeq names its product latrophilin-like protein LAT-2. The transcript has 17 exons. Gene Ontology annotation, cellular component: membrane. The record is from RefSeq and is a predicted model, not a curated record. Lineage: Eukaryota; Metazoa; Echinodermata; Asteroidea; Valvatida; Asterinidae. Gene Ontology annotation, molecular function: G protein-coupled receptor activity. Gene Ontology annotation, biological process: adenylate cyclase-activating G protein-coupled receptor signaling pathway; cell surface receptor signaling pathway. Bases 1 to 2862 code for a protein of 953 amino acids.